AUGUUCACUUUGCGUGCAGCAAUUAUGUGGACUGUGAAUGAUUUCCUAGCAUAUGCAAUGGUUUCUGGGUGGAGCACAAAGGGUUAUAUGGCAUGUCCUGUAUGCAAGGAAGAUGUAACUUCUGGUUGGCAUACUGGAAAAGUUUGUUACCUUGGUCAUCGGAGAUGGUUGCCAUGGGACCACGAGUGGAGGGAAAAAGAUAAAGAGUUCGACAGGAACACAGAGCGUCGCCUCAGACUUAGAGAAUGGUCCAAUGAUGUGAUAUUGGACCAGCUUAACCGUUUGGAUUUUGCUCCGUUCUGGAAAACAGUGAGUCAGAUCAGACCUUUUACACAUAUGAACUGGACGCACAAGCCUAUGUUUUUGGAGCUCCCAUAUUGGUCGAAACUCAAAUUCAGGCACAAUCUAGAUGUGAUACAUGUUGAGAAAAAUGUAUUCGACACAUUGGUGGGCACGAUUCUAGAUAUCGAAGGCAAGACAAAGGACACGAUCAAAGCUCGUCUUGAUUUGGAAAGAAUGGGCAUACGAAGGGGUUUAUGGAUGAAUAGGGACAGUGAUAAAGCUAGAAAAGAUCUUGCAUUUUUUUCUAUGAAAUCGAAUGACAAGAAAGAGUUUCUAAAGUUUUUAUCGUCUAUAAAGUUUCCUGAUGGGUAUGCUUCUAAUAUCACACAUUGCGUGAAUGUUGACGGGGGUAAAUUUAUUGGACUUAAGAGCCAUGACUGCCAUGUAUUUAUGCAACGCCUACUUCCUGUGGGUAUUCGACACCUAUUACCGAAAGAUGUAGUGAAGCCAAUCAUUUUGUUGUCCAGAUUUUUUUCCCAACUGACGGCAAAAACAUUGCGAAAGACGGACAUGUUUCAGUUGCGCCAUGACAUUGUCCAAGUCCUAUGCAAGUUUGAGAUGAUAUUUCCUCCAACGUUCUUCACAAUUAUGAUGCACGUGAUGCUUCACUUGCCAGAAGAGGCAUUGCUUGCUGGUCUUGUCAACUAUCGUUGGAUGUAUCCAAUUGGAAGGCUUCUCGAAAAGCUGAAAAAAAGUGUACGCAACAGGGCGAAGCCCGAAGGAUCAAUUAUAGAGGCUUGGGUUCAAUAUGAGUCGCUUACUUUCUGUGGAAUGUAUUUAAAAGAUGUGGAGACGGCUUUCACUCGUCCUCAGCGCAAUAAUGACGGAGGUAUGAAAAAUGAAAAACUUUCAGUUUUUGCCCAAAGCGCAUGA
Molecule: messenger RNA, 1215 nt
Organism: Prunus armeniaca (apricot)
Lineage: Eukaryota; Viridiplantae; Streptophyta; Magnoliopsida; Rosales; Rosaceae
Source: the annotation of a GenBank genome assembly